AUGGGCAUCGCGCAAUGGAUGAACGAAGUGCAGGCCGCCGGGCCUGUAGCCCAGAUCAUUGAUUUGUGGCAUACUCAUAGGACGUCAGUUCUCAUGACCACCUUUGGUGUGUUGUGCUUGGUUUAUUCAUACUUGCUCUACACCCAACCCCGAGAGUACUCGGUGGCGUUCAAGAAGAUCUACGAUGACUCCGUAAAGGAUGCGUCGACCUCUAAAUCGCAGGUGCUGGAUGAGAAACCAUCGGUGCCACUGCUGAAAGAGCCUGCCACAAAUGGGCCGAAGCGCAUCAAGGGUGAACUUCGCAAGCCUGAAGUAAAGCGAUCAGAAUCUCGCUCCGACGAGCCCCGUCGGGUUCAGCCUCUAGUCUUCUUUUCGUCACUGACAGGCAAUACCGAGAGUAUCGUUAAAGAGUUUGGCAAGUCUCUGGAGGCCGUAUUCAAGCAGGAUGCAUCUGAAGACACCAGAAUCCUGACGCCCAUGAUUUUGGACCUUACCGAAAUUGACUACGACGAGUACUUCAUAACACCACCCAAGGCAACAGAAGGGGGUGAUGCUGUGGACUAUGUUUAUCUGCUCAUCAUCCCGAGUUACAAUAUCGAUACCAUGAACGACAUUUUCUUGGAACACUUACAAGAGACGCACAAUGACUUCAGGAUAGAUACUGCGCCUUUGUCGGGACUUGUUGGUUAUUCGGUGUUUGGCCUCGGAGAUCGCGAAGGGUGGCCCACCGAAGAGGAAGGUUUCUGUUUCCAGGCAAAGGAGGUUGAUAAGUGGAUGGCGAAAUUGACAAGCCGGAAAAGAGCCUUCCCACUUGGUAUGGCAGACACAAAACGCGAGCUGAAAGAGAGACUGGAUGAGUGGACCCAGGGUGUAGGAGAUGUGCUCAGUACAGUUGCGAAGACCGGGGGCCUGGGCGAAGGAGUACCUGGAAGCGGAGAUGCCGUUGAGAGUGACGACGAAUCCGUGUCUGGAGAUGACGACGGCGAGGUCCUCUUCGAAGACCAGACAGUUGAGAUCAACCGGCCAAAGAAGAAAACCACCGGCAACCUUGAGGAUGUUGAGGAUCUUGGUAGGAUCAUGAAGUCCUCCGGUGGUGGUCAAGCGCCCAUCGCAGUCGACUUCACAACCUACAGCAGACCCGCGAAGAAGUCCGCGACGCAGACCGUAAAAGAGAUGGUACCGAAGAGCUCGCCAACAUACAACUCCCUGACCAAGCAGGGCUACCAAAUCGUUGGUUCGCAUUCAGGGGUAAAGAUUUGUCGUUGGACGAAAUCCGCGCUUCGUGGCCGUGGCUCGUGCUACAAAUAUUCCUUUUAUGGAAUCGCGUCGCACCAGUGCAUGGAAACUACGCCCUCACUCUCUUGCAGCAACAAGUGUGUCUUCUGCUGGCGACACGGCACCAACCCCGUUGGCACAACCUGGCGCUGGGUCGUUGACCCGCCCGAGUUGAUCUUUAAUGGCGUCAAGGAGGGCCAUUACAAGAAGAUCAAGAUGAUGCGCGGCGUACCUGGUGUUCGAGCUGAGCGCUUCGCCGAAGCGAUGCGCAUCCGCCACUGCGCGCUCAGUCUCGUUGGUGAGCCCAUUUUCUAUCCUCACAUCAACGAGUUCUUGGCCAUGAUUCACAAGGAACAUAUAUCCUCUUUCCUGGUGUGCAACGCGCAGCACCCAGACGAGCUCGCGGCCCUGAAGGCCGUGACUCAGCUCUACGUGUCUAUCGACGCGAGCAACAAGGAGUCGCUCCGCAAGAUUGACCGUCCACUACAUCGCGACUUCUGGGAACGUUUCCAACGGUGUCUCGAUAUCCUGCGAGAGAAGCGUUUCAAGCAGCGCACUGUCUUCCGCCUGACCUUGGUCAAGGGAUUCAACGUGGACGACGAGGUCGAGGGCUACGCCGACCUUGUCGAGCGCGGCCUGCCUUGCUUCGUCGAGGUCAAGGGCGUGACGUUCUGCGGCACCAGCACUUCUGCGGGCGCCGGUCUCACCAUGGCCAACGUGCCCUUCUACGCCGAGGUGCAGGAGUUCGUCGAGGCGCUGAGCCGAAAGCUCAACGAGCGAGGCUUGAAAUACGGCCUCGCGGCUGAGCAUGCCCACAGUUGCUGCGUUCUGAUUGCUAGUGAACGCUUCAACAAGGAUGGCAAGUGGCACACUCGCAUCGACUACAAGCGCUUCUUUGAGCUGUUGGAGGAACGGGGCGCGGAUGGUGACUGGAAGCCCGAGGACUACAUGGGCGAAGCAACACCGGAGUGGGCUACUUGGGGCAACGGUGGAUUUGACCCUAGGGAUCAAAGGGUGGACAGAAAGGGGCGGCCUAUAGAGAGAUAG
This is a messenger RNA of Truncatella angustata, 2322 nucleotides long. Its product is annotated as radical SAM superfamily-domain-containing protein. Bases 1 to 2322 code for a protein of 773 amino acids. Gene Ontology annotation, molecular function: catalytic activity; FMN binding; 4 iron, 4 sulfur cluster binding. The record is from RefSeq and is a predicted model, not a curated record. Gene Ontology annotation, biological process: wybutosine biosynthetic process. The transcript has 2 exons. Lineage: Eukaryota; Fungi; Ascomycota; Sordariomycetes; Amphisphaeriales; Sporocadaceae.